Anopheles coluzzii is the source of this 892-nucleotide messenger RNA. RefSeq names its product protein anon-73B1. The record is from RefSeq and is a predicted model, not a curated record. The transcript is spliced from 2 exons. NCBI's taxonomy places the organism in Eukaryota, Metazoa, Arthropoda, Insecta, Diptera, Culicidae. The coding region runs from base 102 to 371 and encodes 89 amino acids. Gene Ontology annotation, cellular component: membrane.
AGUUUUGCGUAAACAGUACGCAAAACAAAACAAAUCGAUAUUGAUUCUUUCACCAAAGGGUAAAAGCAAAUCUUUGGCCGCUCCAGUUUGUCGACACCAAAAUGAGCGCUACGCUCGUGAAUAUAGCCGAGGAAGACUUCUUCGGCACGGUCAUUCGGUACGGUUUGUACGUUGGGGCGAUUUUCCAAAUGGUGUGCCUGGCAGCGUGCAUCGUCCUGCCCGACUCGUCCGGAGGCAGCGGUGAACCGGGAAGUUGGUCACCGAAGAACAACGACAGCGAAGACUCUAGCUCGGAACACUCCUCGCCACAGAACACUCCCAGAAGACCGUACCACCGUAGCCGCAAGCAGGACAAAAAGAAGCGCCGCUAAGCUGCUGGCACUCCUGCUGAUCACUUUCCACGCAAAAUCUACUUUAAUAGCAUUCCAACGCUAGUCUGAGAUGUGUUAGAUGUUUUGUCCCUUCUCUAGCUUUUAAUCGAUAUCUUAUCGGGCGACUUCGGCAAUGACCGAUCUCACUGCGUACUUAGCGAUAGGAAGCUCAACGAGAUCUUCGUCUACUACCAUUCCGUAGUGAAACAAAAUACUCAUCAGCCAACCGAGACUAAAUGUAACAGUGUACUUAUUGUCGACUUAUAAAACAUUUAACUUCACAAACCAAAGGCGGUUAGUUCUUUCAAUAUUCGAAAUUUAAAAUCAAACACUUUAAAAGGCAUUUACAAAUUCACCGUCUACCAGUACAAGACUUUAUAUUGCAAAAGAAAACAGUUUCUUUCAUUAACUUUACACAUAACACAUUGCACCCUUUUCUGGCAGGUCAACGUCAUACUCCCCACGAACGGGCAAGUACGUUAGAUAACAAAACAGAAACCAAAAACAAAAAAACGGUAGAA